This is a messenger RNA of Oncorhynchus gorbuscha (pink salmon), 7247 nucleotides long. RefSeq names its product receptor-type tyrosine-protein phosphatase gamma-like. Gene Ontology annotation, biological process: protein dephosphorylation. The transcript has 28 exons. The record is from RefSeq and is a predicted model, not a curated record. Gene Ontology annotation, molecular function: protein binding; protein tyrosine phosphatase activity. Lineage: Eukaryota; Metazoa; Chordata; Actinopteri; Salmoniformes; Salmonidae. Bases 513 to 4769 code for a protein of 1418 amino acids.
CACUCACAUGCAUGCCGCUACUUCCUGGAUGGAAGAAUGGAACCAAAGACAGUUCGGUACGUUUAGAAAGUCUGUGAUGGAACGCUUCCAGCACUGCCUUUGCAACAUUCUCUCUACAUUCAUAAGUGGCGCCGCGGGUCGCCGCUGAAUGGACGAACAUAAUCAGUAGCCUAUUCUUCGACCAUUUUUUCCCUCAAGUUGACGAAAUUGAGUCGGGCUCGUUGACUUUCACCUCUAUGAUUCACUUUGGGAAUGUAGAAAGAAAGCUUGGAUGCAUGUGGCGGACUGUGACAAAACUAUUUUUCUGCGGUUCACAGCCAUAGAUAUUCCUUGAAACAGAUGCUUAAUUGACUUCAAGUGAAUUGCCAUCAAACUACGCUCCAUCUGACACUACAGUUGGGUUUGUGCCCUAUGUGCUAACGUCUGUUUUCUACAAUCAAGUUUAUGUAAUUUUGUAGACCUCAAACUUUGUCACCCGUUGCCUUCUUGUUGCUCUCGAUGAGUAUUUUGACAUGCGGAGAAUACUGGAACCGAGUCACUGGUGGACCUUAUUCAUCAUUUGUUCAGCCUUGGCCGUGUUUACCGACUGUCAUCCUGCUCUACAGGGUGGCCAGUCGGGGUCAGUAGGAGAAGAGCACCAUGGGAGCAUGGGGGGCGGGGUGAGGGAGAGGAGGGCCACAGGAGGAAACUCCUACUGGGCUUAUUCCGGGACCCACAGUCCUGGGGUCUGGACCUCCUCAUACCCUGAGUGUGCGGAGGGGAACCAAUCACCGGUGGACAUCUCAGACAAGGAUGCCAAGGUGUCUCAGGAGUGCCAGGAGCUGACCCUCAACGGGUUCAACGCCGAGUCAUCCAACAAGACCUCCAUGAAGAACACAGGAAAGACAGUGGCUGUUCUGCUGAAGGAUGACUAUUUUGUACGGGGGGCAGGACUACCUGGGCGCUUCAAGGCGGAGAAGAUCGAGUUCCACUGGGGUCAGAGUAACGGAUCAGCAGGGUCGGAACACAGCAUCAACAGCAGGAGGUUCCCCGUGGAGAUGCAGAUAUACCUGUACAACUCAGAUGACUUUGACAGUCUCAGUGCGGCCAUCAAGGAGAAGCGCAUCAUUGCUGCGAUGGCUGUGUUUUUCGAGGUGGGGCGGCGAGACAAUCCAGCCGUAGAGCCCAUCAUCCAGGGACUGAAACGGGUCGUACACCACGAGAAGGAGACAUUCCUGAGUUCCUUCGUCCUGAGGGAUCUGCUACCGUCAUCGUUGGGGAGUUACUACCGCUACACAGGCUCUCUCACCAUCCCGCCCUGCAGCAAGGUGGUCGAGUGGAUCGUCUUAUCCAGACCCGUUUUCCUCUCCCACUCACAGCUGGAGGCGUUCUACUCCAUCUUCACCACGGAGCAGCAGGACCAUGUGAAGUCGGUAGAAUACCUGAGAAACAACUACAGACCCCUCCAGGACCUGGACAACCGGGAGGUGUUGAAGUCUGCCGUUAAAGAUGCCUGGCAGAGGGACCAGACCGACAACCUGGGACUGGGUACAGAUGGCACCACGGACGCAUCCAGAGUCUGUAGCAGUGCCCCGGUCAACAUGAAGAUCCAGCCUCUGAAUGGCACUGCCCUGGUGGUGAGCUGGCAACGCCCGCUCAUGGUUUACCACCCGCCUAUCACCAGCUUCAUGGUCUCCUACAGCUGGGUGAAGAGUGAUGUGGCCUACGAGAAGACCUUCACCAAGACUGGGGACCAGAACAUGAAGGCGGUGAUAACCCACGUGUCUCCAGACAUCCUGUAUCUGUUCAGAGUCCAGGCGGUGUGCCAGAGAGACCUACGCAGUGACUUCAGCCAGACACUGCUCUUCAGAGCUAACACCACCAGGAUAUUUGAGGGAACACGGAUAGUGAAAACUGGAAUGCCCACUGUCUCCCCAGCCUCCUCGGCAGACAUGGCUCCCAUAAGCUCCGGAUCCUCUACCUGGACCUCCUCUGGCCUCCCCUUCUCCUUCGUCUCUAUGGCUACAGGGGGCAUGGGCCCCUCGUCCAGCGGCAGUCAGGCCACGGUAGCAUCGGUGGUAACCAGCACCCUUCUGGCCGGCCUGGGCUUCAGCGGAGGGGUCAUCUCCUCCCUGCCUGGCUCUCUCUGGCCCACCCAGGCCCCUGCAGCCAGCCCUGGGUCAAACCCCGGCCCGGGUCCCAGCCGCCAGCCUGCCCAGCCCCAGGUCUCCCCCGAGCCCCCCACAGCCCCUCAGGGUGGUUCUGACAUGGACACCCCCACUGAGGAGAAAGAGGCGGGGGUGGACAGGGAGAACGAGGCGGAGGAGGGAGAGGGAGAGGAGGAUGAAGGGGAAGACGACAGGAGGAGGAAGAAGAAUAACAAGACAACGCCUGAUGAGGUGGAGAUGCAUCUAAAUGACACUGUGGUCAAAGAGCCCAUUUCCGCCCUCACCCCCACAGCCACAGCCAAAGAGAAAGGACAGGGGCAGGGAGAGCCUGUUGCUAACACCACAGUGCCAAUAAGUGGAGGGGAGGACCAACUAGUCAGAGUGGACAGUAACACAGGGCCCACUGUGGAGCCAAAGAAUGACACAGAAGAGAGAGAGAUACAGAUUCCCCAGAGCCCAACACGCUCCUCAAAGACUACGGGGGAAGAGAAGAGCCUUUGGCCUUUCUCUGUCCACACUGACAGGACCAGUGUGUCCAACAUGACCCGCAGCCCUCACCCCGGGGUGGGCAGGAUGGAGUGGAUCCUCCCCCUGGUGGUGGUCUCUGCGCUCACUCUGUUCUGCCUCAUCAUGCUACUGGCUGUCCUGGUCUACUGGAGGAGGUUUUUCCAGACAGCUCACUUCUAUGUGGAGGACAGUAGUUCUCCCAGGGUGGUGGCCAAUGAGAACAUCCCCGUCAUCCCCAUCCCAGAUGACAUGGACGCCAUCCCCGUCAGGCAGUUAAUCAAACACAUCACGGAGCUCUACUCCAACAACCUGCACGGCUUCUCUGAGGAGUUUGAGGAGGUCCAGCGUUGUACGGUGGACCUGAAGAUCACAGCAGAACAUUCCAAUCACCCUGACAACAAGCACAAAAACAGAUACAUCAACAUCGUGGCCUAUGAUCACAGUAGGGUGAAGUUACGACCCUUGACUGGAAAAGAUGCCAAACACAGUGACUUCAUCAACGCUAACUAUGUAGAUGGUUACAAUAGUCCCAAGGCCUACAUCGCGGCCCAGGGCCCUCUCAAGUCCACUUUCGAGGACUUCUGGAGGAUGGUGUGGGAACAGAACACUGGUAUCAUCGUCAUGAUCACUAACCUGGUAGAGAAAGGACGGAGGAAAUGUGACCAGUACUGGCCCACAGAGAGCAGUGAGGAGUAUGGCAACAUCGUGGUCACUCUGAAGAGUACUAACGUUCAUGCCUGCUACACACUGAGACGAUUCCUUAUACGGAACACCAAAGUCAAAAAGGGUCAGAAGGGCAACCCAAAGGGGCGUCAGAACGAGCGGAUGGUGAUCCAGUAUCACUACACCCAGUGGCCUGACAUGGGCGUGCCGGAGUACACCCUACCUGUCCUCACUUUCAUAGGGCGCUCCUCUGCAGCACGUACACCUGACAUGGGCCCCGUCCUAGUCCACUGCAGUGCUGGAGUCGGGCGGACAGGGACGUACAUCGUCAUCGACAGCAUGCUGCAGCAGAUCAAAGACAAGAGCACUGUCAAUGUCUGGGGCUUUCUCAAACACAUCCGCACGCAACGCAACUACCUGGUUCAGACAGAGGAGCAGUACGUGUUCAUCCAUGAUGCCCUGAUGGAGGCCAUCCUGGGCAGUGAGACAGAGGUACCCGCUUGUCAGCUCCAUGGUUACGUCAACAGCAUCCUCACCCCUGGCCUCGGGGGCCGCACGCGCCUCGACAAGCAGUUCAGACUGCUGACCCAGUGUAACACCCACUUCAUAGAGUGCUUCAGCGCCCAGAAAGACUGCAACAAGGAGAAGAACCGCAACUCCUCAGUGGUUCCAUCGGAACGAGCCCGAGUAGGACUGGCCCCUCUCCCUGGAAUGAAAGGCACAGACUACAUCAAUGCCUCCUACAUAAUGGGUUACUAUAGGAGUAAUGAGUUCAUCAUUACCCAGCAUCCUUUGCCCCACACCACCACAGACUUCUGGAGAAUGAUCUGGGACCACAACGCCCAAAUCAUUGUCAUGCUCGCUGACAACCACGGUUUGGCUGAGGAUGAGUUUGUGUACUGGCCGAGUAGAGAGGAGGCGAUGAACUGCUUAGCCUUCACCGUCACCCUGAUCAGCAAGGACAGAUUGUGUCUCUCCAACGAAGAACAGAUCAUCAUCCACGACUUUAUACUGGAGGCCACGCAGGAUGACUAUGUCCUGGAGGUAAGACAUUUCCAGUGCCCUAAAUGGCCGAACCCAGAUGCUCCUCUCAGCAGCACCUUCGAGCUCAUCAAUGUCAUCAAAGAGGAGGCCAUGACACGAGACGGACCCACCAUCAUACACGAUGAGUUUGGGGCAGUGUCUGCGGGGACUCUGUGUGCCCUCACCACCCUGUCUCAGCAGCUGGAGAGUGAAGGGGCUGUGGAUGUCUAUCAGGUGGCUAAGAUGAUCAACCUCAUGAGGCCAGGAGUCUUCACAGACAUUGAGCACUAUCAGUACCUGUACAAGGCCAUGCUGAGCCUGGUGAGCAGCAGAGAUGGCGGGAUGUGCCCCCUCUACAUGGACACUAAUGGAGUGGUUGUCAUAAUGGACGAAUCAGACCCUGCAGAGAGCAUGGAGUCGCUGGUCUGACUGACUGGUUACUGGACUGACUGGUUACUGGACUGACUGGUUACUGGUUUGACUGGUUACUGGUUUGACUGGUUACUGAUCUGAAGGGUUCUACUGGUUACUGGUCUGACUGGUUACUGGUCUGACUGGUUACUGGUCUGACUGGUUACUGGUCUGACUGGUUGUAUUGGUCUGACUGGUUACUGGUCUGACUGGUUACUGGUCUGACUGGAGUCAUUAGUCUGAAUGAACACACCGUAGCUCACACCACCACCCGAAGGCACUUAAUUUGUACAACUCUGAGAAACGGAGAGAACUUUGGCGGACUUUCCCGAGGCCUUUUUUGCCAGAACUAUUGGUUAAAUGAAUAUCGGUAACCUGAUUACCUUUUUUUUACACUGAUGAUAUAAUGUUUUUUGAUAUUUAUUUGUUUCUUCAUUAUUUUUGUCUUAAUUGUUAUCCUGCUGAGGGUUUGCACCUGUUUAAGUUGUUUCACGUGUGGAAAAAAGAAAGAAGCUCUGUCCAGUUUGCACUAUACUUUCAGUGUUACUGCCUAAAACCCUGUUAGAUAAUACAGUACAGUUAGCUAGACCCUGGCUCCACGCUCCACUACCUGCAUUGGAACCCAUUUUGGAUUGUGGCAAAGAAAAUACUUUCGCCUCAAUGAAUGAAUGAACAGUGAAGACCAAGGACGACCCUACAGGUCAACAUGAUCUUCCAGGCCAAUAGAUUUCGUAACACAGACCAUCCCAGUGCAGUACAUUUUAUUACAGUACAGCUCACCCAACAUGCAUUGCAUCACUAUUAUCUGGCCAACACUUAUUUUGGAAACCCCACCUUAUCCAAGGAAAAUUUUAAUCUGUAGAGAUACUAUGUUACUUAUACAUAUUAUAACUAUAUUACCCAAAUAUCCCCAUUCAUAUUUGUAAAUUAUACCCGUUACUUAGAUUUUUAAAAAGUAGUAUUAAAACUACUGUGAACAUUUAUUGCUUUAUAUUAAGAUUUAUAUUGUUUUGUAAUAUAUAUGACUAUAUCCUUUAUCAAAGUAAGCAGCUGGUUUUGUAUACUGUAUAUCAUUCCCCCUCUCGCCUUGUGUGGAUCAAGACCCAUAGUGUCCAUUUUGUCCAACCCAGCUCUACAUGUGGCUUAUCUUGCAUCAACUGUUUUACUUAAUAUAAAGUUUACUUCAUAAAAUACAGCUUUCAUCUUACCAAAUUAACGGAGUUCUCGCAGUCUUAACAUCAUCUCGAGGGGGAAGUGUUUUUCUUUCAUUAUAACCAAAGACGUGGUUGAAAAUUGCAACAAGAAAGUUAGUUGGACUAAAACAAUUAUAUUAUUACAUGGUUGUUGCAAUGUUACCACAAAGUUCUUAGAAUGUGUUUUGGACAACAAUCAGUCACAUGAAGUGUUCAUCCUAAUGAAAGUCCAUAUUGUAAAGCCCAUACUUCACCAUGUGAAAUUACGUUUGAACUGGAUUUGAACUAACCCCUACACCAAACGACAAUAUCUACUUUACUCAUCCAUACUGUACCAUGUAGCUAUACCCUGUACUUAUACAUAGAUGCUGUAGUUUCCUUCUUUUUUUCUCCCUCUUCUCUGUCCACGAGAAGCUUCUUAAAUGAAGUCACAACUCUCCAACAUUUGGAGAAAAGUCCUGACUUUAUUACAUGCUUAUUUGUCACAAUGGGAAACAGUUUUUGGCAGCCAACAACCAUUUGUUUUGCAUGUGUAACUUUUAAAUGUAUCUCCAUCCUUAUUAUUAUUAACGUUACGCUUUCUACAUAUUUCAUUUAUAACGUGAGUGUAAUUUCCUAUUUCGAAGGUAUGUACAUAUUUUACUUCAAGGAUCAGUCUUCUUGGACGUUCUAAUCUUUGCUGUGUGAUCAUUAUAGACCUUUUAUUUUCAUAUGAAGCUUUUUUCUUAGUAACAGUAUCCUCCUCUCAGUCAUUGUGUUCGUGGUGAGUAUGUAGGAAUCAUGUCUCCAUGGAUACAAGUAGACUGCCAUCACCUUCCAACACAAGUCCACGACUGCUUCUAAAAUGGCAUCCUAUUCUCUAUAUAGUGCCCUACAUUUGAUCAAAAGAGGUGCACUAUAUACAGUAGGGAAUAGGAUACCAUUCUCGAUGUUCACCGUAAAUCAUUUGUUUUUCUCUCGGGGUCAAGAAUAUGUUAUUCCUCCCCAUUUUGAAUAUCAGACUUUUGCUAUAGACUUACAUCAGACCAGUGUGCGCUAUGGAUGAAAAAGAUUCCGGGAGUCACUGAGUAAAGUUUGCCUCCUCGACCCAUCUAAGCAAGUUCAGCAGUUGUUCGAUUUUGUAAACGUGAAGAAAUGAAAUGGUUUGGUCCAUUUAUUAUAUUGUCAUUGUAUGAUAGUGCCAUGGUGUUGUAUUACUAUGGCACUGUCAUAUGAUAUAAUAUUAUUAUAGUGUAAUAGUGUUAUUUAAUAUGUAAAUUGUAUUGCUAUACAUUAAAUAAAGUAUGGGUUUUGAUGUACUUCA